CCCCCCACCCUUCAUUACACAGUGCUGCUAUUUUACAGCACUAGAAAUCCUUUUGGAUUUUUGUGGCUGACUCAGAGCUCCAGACCUUUGCUAUUGAAAGAAGAAGAAAAGGGGAGGGGAAGAGAGCUGUACAGAUUUGUUUUCAGAAACAAACAGUUGCUUGCCGAAAAGAUGAAAUGCAUUGGCUUCCUUUUCUUCUGGAUGCUGAUGAACACAAUAACAGAUGCCCGAUCAAUCCUGGAAGGAGACGAUCGAGAACCUGUGGCCAUGCCAUACUGGCCCUUCUCCUCCAGUGACUUCUGGUCCUAUGUAGAAUACUUCAGGACACUGGGAGCCUACAACAGGAUUGCUGAGCUGGCCAGGGCCUUGUUUGCACAGCUGCCCGGAGGCAGCCACCUCGGCCUCCACCUGCCUGCAAGUGAGGACUGAGCACUGCCUGCCAUCAUGCUGGGACAUCACACCAACAUGCAGCUGCUGGAGCAGCCCCUUCAGUUGCUUGCGGCCACGUGAAUGGGCCUCUGUAGUGUUAUGUGCUUUAGAAAGCCGCAGGUAAACUAGCCUUUUCUUUUUGCAAGCUGUGCUUUUGUGCAAAAUCAAUAAACUCCUUGAUCAUA
Molecule: messenger RNA, 614 nt
Organism: Lagopus muta (rock ptarmigan)
Lineage: Eukaryota; Metazoa; Chordata; Aves; Galliformes; Phasianidae
Gene: OTOS
Product: otospiralin
Exons: 4
Coding region: 172-429 (85 amino acids)
Biological process (GO): sensory perception of sound
Source: RefSeq, a predicted model, not a curated record